AUGCUCUUUAAUAUCACAAAAAUACUCAAUUAUCUUCUACUAAUAGCUUCCACGCCAACAAUAGUUUAUGGAGAGGAACAAAAUUACGGCACCAACCACGGUGCAGUUGCCUCGGAGAGCAAGAUAUGCAGCGAAAUUGGCACACAAUUGCUUCAAAAGUGUCACGGCGGUAGGUGUGGAAAUGCUGUAGACGCUCUCGUUGGGACGGUUUUCUGCGUCGGGACUGUUGCCAUGUACCACAGCGGUAUUGGUGGCGGUGGCUUCGCCCUUGUUAGACUGCCAAACGGAACAUACAAGUCGGUUGACUUUCGAGAGGUAGCACCGGAUGCAGCGCAUGAAAAUAUGUAUCAAGGCAAUAUAGAUGGUAGCAAGAUUGGCGGCUUGGCCAGCGCUGUCCCAGGCGAGGUUAAAGGCUUGAAAUACAUUCACGAGAACUAUGGAAACCUAAGAUGGGCCGAUGUCAUGGCUCCUGCUAUCAAGCUUGCCCGAUAUGGCUUUCCCGUUAGCAAAGACUUGGUUACAUACAUGGAUUUGACAACACCAAAUAGCUUCUUCACAGAUGAAAAGGAAUGGGCUAUAGACUUUGCUCCGCAAGGGCAUCGUGUGAGAUACGGCGAGAUAAUGACUCGAGAGCGAUACGCGAAUACACUAGAAGAUAUUGCGAAUCGAGGCCCCAAAGCCUUUUAUACUGGACAUAUUGCUGAAGCGACUAUCCGGGCUUUGAAAAGCCGUAACGGCUGUAUGGAAUUGGAAGACCUCGAAAGAUAUAACUUUACUCUCCCGGAUCCCGUGAAAAUACAAUAUCGGGACUACAGCCUCACAAGUAUAAAUGCCCCGUCUAGUGGUAUUGUGGCGCUUAGUGCCUUGAAUAUACUAGGUGGUUUUCUUGAUUUUGAAGAGCCUCGACAAUCAAAUUCAUCGACACACCGAAUGAUAGAAGCGAUCAAAUGGGGAUACGGCCAGCGGAAAGGACUUGGCGACCCUUCAUUCGUGGCUCUUGGCCAGUACACUAAGAACAUGAUAUCAAAAGAGACUGGUGACUGGAUACGCUCAAAGAUCUCCGACAAUCAAACAUUCGACGACGAUUAUUAUGAUGUCGAUGGUACCGAGUUACUAAAGACACCUGGAACAUCGCAUAUCGUAACAGCGGAUGCUAGUGGCAUGUCUGUAUCUAUGACAACCACGAUUAACUUGUACUUUGGCUCACAUGUUAUGGUUCCAGAGACUGGUGUUAUUAUGAAUAACGAGAUGAACGACUUUGACAUUCCUAGCGAGCGGAAUCGAUUUGGCCUUGACUCUAAUAAGGCCAACUUUAUUCAGGGUAGGAAGCGACCAUUAUCAGCCAUCUCGCCGAUUAUCGCCGAGACGAGUGAUAAUAAGUUGCUCUUCUCGAUUGGGUGCGCUGGAGGAAUUCGGAUUACCACAGCUAAUAUACAGAAUGCUAUCCACUUGUUGGAUGGCAAGAUGACUACUUUGGAGGCAUUGAGCGAACCAAGACUCCAUGCUCAACUGGGGCAGGCGAGGAACGUGACGAUUGAGGGGGGGUAUGAUAAUGGCGUAAUUGGCUUCUUGGAGUCAUUGGGUCAUGGUAUUAACAGAGGACCAGCGCAGACCUCGGCGCAGGGAUUGCGGCGAUUACCAGACGGGUCGUUUGAGGCUGCUGCGGAGCCGAGACAGUGCAACUCUGGUGCAUCUGUUGUGUGA
Metarhizium robertsii ARSEF 23 is the source of this 1704-nucleotide messenger RNA. Its product is annotated as Gamma-glutamyltranspeptidase. Gene Ontology annotation, cellular component: plasma membrane. NCBI's taxonomy places the organism in Eukaryota, Fungi, Ascomycota, Sordariomycetes, Hypocreales, Clavicipitaceae. Bases 1 to 1704 code for a protein of 567 amino acids. Gene Ontology annotation, molecular function: glutathione gamma-glutamate hydrolase. Gene Ontology annotation, biological process: glutathione catabolic process. The record is from RefSeq and is a predicted model, not a curated record. The transcript is spliced from 2 exons.